Messenger RNA from Manis pentadactyla (Chinese pangolin), 1126 nucleotides. It is a transcript of the gene PRR32, whose product is annotated as proline rich 32. NCBI's taxonomy places the organism in Eukaryota, Metazoa, Chordata, Mammalia, Pholidota, Manidae. The transcript has 2 exons. The record is from RefSeq and is a predicted model, not a curated record. The coding region runs from base 98 to 976 and encodes 292 amino acids.
GGCAGAAGCACCAGUCAUUUCUCCAGACCGACUUGGCCUGUGUGGGUGCUCAGUGGGAUUUCUCCAUCACCUAAGACUUUCCAGAUCAAAUUUCUCCAUGGCUUGUAUUGAAAAUGUCCUUGGAGGGCACGCCCCUUCAUCCAUAGCAGUAGCUGCAGAUGAACUCUGGAUCCAGGUACUGGGCCAGGACUUGCCCCUCCAGUGUCCUCCGAAGGAUGAUGCCGAGACCUGGGGCCACCCUCACGUCCCGCUGAGACCUCCCAUAAUUGUGCUGACCAAUCUGUCAAGAGAGCAACUGGAGCGCCCCUCUGAGGGAGCUGGAUCUGGCCUGCCUAUAGACAGUUUGAGACCUCUCAAACACCCGUAUGGGCCACCACCUGCUGUUGCGGAGGAGUCCCUAGUAACAGCAGAACUAAAUAGCUCUUAUGGUCUGGCAGGCGGGAGGCAGAGGGGCCAGGAUUCUUUUCAUCUGUCCCAGGAAUUCUCUGGCAACUCUCCUGCACGGAUGAUCGGGGGCACAAGGGUCAGCAAUGAGAGAGAAGGCAAUAAUGCAAGGUUAUAUGUGGCUUUGCCACAAAGUCAGGGGUUCUUUCCACCCAGGAGCCCACAAGUAAGAGGCCGUCCAUGCAUGCGCACUGUUAGAUUGGGGAUAAUGAUGGAGCUGCCUCCAGGAAAUAGGAGAACGGCUGGCAAGGGAAGGCUGGCUCACGUUUCUUUCCCCUUGGGGGACCCUCAGCACCCUGUGGAAUAUUGGCCAUGGCCUAUCCCCUUGUCUUCUAGUACCCCAGGUGUACCUGCUGGCGUUGCUGCUCAUUGCUUCAUUUGUCCUCGACCUCCCAGUUUCAAUCCAUUUCUUGUUAUGCCUGUAUCUUUUGCUCCCGCCCCAAAAUUUGGUCCUCUACUGCCUUCUUAUUUUGCCAGUUUCCCUUCCUGGGGCAUGCCACCUCCUGCAUCCUCAAGCAGGAAACACAACUGAUAGCAAACAAGGAAGGAAGGGUUGGGGUAAGAGGUGAAAGCUGUUCCUUUAUGUUUAUAUAUUUGAAACCCCUUACUCUCUUACAUUCUGUUUACCACUUAACAUGCCUUACAUACAUACUUGGAGAUCCAAUAAAGAUCGUAAAGUUUG